This is a messenger RNA of Cercocebus atys (sooty mangabey), 1700 nucleotides long. It is a transcript of the gene GTF2A1L, whose product is annotated as general transcription factor IIA, 1-like. The transcript is spliced from 9 exons. NCBI's taxonomy places the organism in Eukaryota, Metazoa, Chordata, Mammalia, Primates, Cercopithecidae. The record is from RefSeq and is a predicted model, not a curated record. Gene Ontology annotation, cellular component: transcription factor TFIIA complex. Gene Ontology annotation, biological process: transcription by RNA polymerase II; transcription initiation at RNA polymerase II promoter. The coding region runs from base 96 to 1532 and encodes 478 amino acids.
ACCUGACGUACAUCGUUCAAAACGUGCCCAGUGUUUCCCUCCGCGUGCACUGAGUGCCGCGCAGGCGCAAAGGGCCCGGUGCUGGAGGUGCUGUCAUGGCCUGCUUCAACCCGGUGUCUAAACUCUACAGAUCUGUAAUUGAAGAUGUAAUUGAAGGAGUUCGGAAUCUAUUUGCUGAAGAAGGUAUAGAGGAACAAGUUUUAAAAGACUUGAAGCAGCUCUGGGAAACCAAGGUUUUGCAGUCUAAAGCAACAGAAGACUUCUUCAGAAAUAGCAUCCAGUCACCUCUGUUUACUCUUCAGUUGCCACACAGCUUGCACCAAACAUUGCAAUCGGCAACAGCAUCAUUAGUUAUUCCUGCUGGUAGAACUCUUCCAAGUUUUACUACAGCAGAACUGGGUACUUCAAACUCCAGUGCAAACUUUACUUUUCCUGGUUAUCCCAUUCAUGUACCAGCAGGUGUGACACUACAGACUGUAUCUGGUCACCUUUAUAAAGUCAAUGUACCAAUUAUGGUGACACAGACUUCUGGAAGAGCAGGUAUUCUUCAACAUCCAAUUCAGCAAGUAUUUCAACAGCUUGGCCAGCCUUCAGUAAUACAAACUAGUGUUCCACAAUUAAAUCCAUGCUCUCUUCAAGCAACUACUGAAAAAUCACAGAGAAUUGAAACUGUGCUACAGCAACCCACAGUUCUACCUUCUGGGCCAGUAGAUAGGAAACACUUAGAAAAUGCCACCAGUGAUAUACUUGUAUCUCCUGGAAAUGAGCAUAAAAUCGUGCCUGAAGCUUUGUUACGUCAUCAGGAAAGUUCUCAGUAUGUCAAUCUUCCAGGUGUUGUAUUUUCUCCACAGGUCUCUCAAACAAAUCCUAAUGUGGAGUCAGUGCUCAGUGGUUCAGCUAGCAUGACUCAAAAUCUGCAUGAUGAGUCCCUCUCCACAAGCCCUCAUGGGGCUCUCCACCAGCACGUGACUGAUAUUCAGCUUCAUAUUCUUAAAAAUGGGAUGUAUGGAUGUGAAUCUGUAAAGCAACCAAGAAAUACAGAGGAACCCAGCAACAUACCUGUAUCAGAGAAGGAUUCUAAUUCACGGGUAGAUUUAAGCAUUCGGGUUACUGAUGAUGAUACUGGUGAAAUAAUUCAAGUCGAUGGAACCGGUGAUACAUCUUCCAAUGAAGAAAUAGGAAGUGCAAGAGAUGUAGAUGAGAAUGAAUUUCUAGGGGUUAUUGAUGCAGGAGAUCUGAAGGUACUUGAAGAAGAAGCUGACAGUAUUUCAAAUGAGGAUUCAGCCACAAACAGUAGCGAUAAUGAAGAUCCUCAAGUAGACAUUGUAGAAGAGGACCCUUUAAAUUCUGGAGAUGAUGUUAGUGAACAGGAUGUGCCAGACCUGUUUGACACGGAUAAUGUAAUUGUCUGUCAGUAUGAUAAGAUUCAUCGAAGCAAGAACAAAUGGAAAUUCUAUUUGAAAGAUGGUGUUAUGUGUUUUGGAGGGAGAGACUAUGUAUUUGCAAAAGCCAUUGGUGAUGCAGAGUGGUAAACCUUGUGAGCUCAGUACAGCUAUUUUGUGAACAUCAGUUGGACUAUAUUGCAUAUUGUGAAAUUCAUUUUUAUUUUAAAUAUAGUCCAGCAGAGAGCUGUUCAAAUUUGUAGUUCACUGUAUGGAAUUUAAUAAAAUUAUAAUUCAGAUGCAGAUACAAAUACACAA